GUUUGGUAAAUACUUUUGCCAUGCAACCAUUUUGGUUAAUAUUUGCCAAAAUUGGCUCACUUUGGAAAAACGUCCUACAUACUAGCUUAGCGAAGCAUAAUACAGAGUAUAACAGUAUAUUAAUUACUCCAUUUAAUAUGACGAAGUAUACCCAAAUAUAAUCCAUAUUUUAAGAUAUUGUCUUUUCCAAUAUUUUGAUCAUUAAUUAAUUCCAACACAUCGUUAUAAUUAUUAUUUUUUAUUUUUAUUAAUAUCUACGCAUUUUUUUUUUGGUGAAGGAGAGGGACUAGGCCCCAUUAAUAUCUAAGCAUUAAAUCUUUAUUAAAAUUAGACCAUUGAUUUGUCCACUUUCCAAGAUAUAAAGAUCAAUUUUCCUACAUAUACCCCUUACAUUUCAUCAAAAUAUAGUACAUCAAAUUAUAGCUACUUUAAGUAAUAAAAUUUCAUGGCCAUUUAUAGCAAUUGCAUAAGAAUUAUCUCCCUUUGUUUCUUUGCAUUGGCUUGUUUUUGCAAUGCAAAAAACAUGCCUAAAAAAGGAGGCGGUUUUAAGGGAAUGUUCAUUUUUGGUAGUUCAGUAGUUGACAAUGGAAACAAUAACAAUGUUUUUGGUACCAUAGCCAAAGCCAAUUAUCUACUAUAUGGUAUCGAUUUUCGUAUAGAUGGUGCAACAAAAACGACGGGCCGAUUCUCAAAUGGGAAGAAUUUUGCUGAUUUUAUAGGUGAUUAUCUUAAGCUUCCUUUGAUUCCAAGCUUUGUUGAUACUCAAACUCAAGGGGAUUCUAUCCUUUACGGUGUCAACUUCGGCUCCGGCGGCUCCGGCAUCCUAGAUGAAUCUGGCCUGGUUGUGGGGAGGGUGAUCAGCUUGAAUGAGCAACUUACAAACUUUGAAGCAUUGACCUUGCCAAAAUUAGAAAGCCAGCUUGGAUGUCAAAGAAAGGAGAUACUCCCUGAUUAUUUGUUUCUUCUUGCUGCUGGAAACAAUGACUACCUUCUAAAUUACUUUUUACUAGGGCAGCUUACUCAAUCUCCCCAAGCCUUUGCUGCAAAACUUAUCUCUGCUUAUUCUGCUCAACUCAAGAGAUUAUACAACUUGGGAGCAAGGAAUUUUUUACUGCUAUCGGUGUAUCCCUUGGGAUGCAGCCCUGUUGUGAGCAAAGGCCAAGGAUGCUUACCAGGACCAAAUGAUGUCAUUACUAUAUUUUAUGAUCAGUUGAUAUCUAUGGUCAAUCAGGUCAAACCCCAAUUGCCUGGUUCAAAUUUCAUUGUCAUCAAUUCAGUGAAAAUCAUUACAGACAUCAUAAACAACGCGAAUUCAAUAGGUUUCAGUAAUGUGAGUGGGCCUUGCUGUGAAAUAUCAUUAAAUGGGUUGUCUUGCAAAGAAAAUGGCAAUGUAUGUGAAGACAGGAGAAGCAAUGUUUACUUUGAUGGCCAACACAACACAGAAUCUCUAAGCGCUGCCUUAGCAACUAAGGCUUAUACUUCUCGCGACCACUCCGAAGCCUAUCCUAUCAAUCUUCAUCAACUUGCUCAAACCCACCUCUAAUCUAUGUACAAAAACUCCACAAUUUAGGGCUUUUGUAUCUUUUCAAUUAUAAUCAUCAAAUAGUCCCUUCACAUUAUAAAGUAAUUAAUUUUAUUUGCUAAAAUUUUUUUUUCAUAAGUAAAAAAAAAAAAAUUAGCAACUUCCUUGUUUUGUAUGUAUAAUACUCAUUUUUUUCUAUAUCAGUAACAUAAGCCCAUGUUAAAAAAUUACAAAUUUCAAUGAAUUUCAAAACCAUAAG
Molecule: messenger RNA, 1781 nt
Organism: Chenopodium quinoa (quinoa)
Lineage: Eukaryota; Viridiplantae; Streptophyta; Magnoliopsida; Caryophyllales; Amaranthaceae
Product: GDSL esterase/lipase At5g08460-like
Exons: 4
Coding region: 446-1543 (365 amino acids)
Molecular function (GO): hydrolase activity, acting on ester bonds
Source: RefSeq, a predicted model, not a curated record